AUGCCGAAGACACUAGAGGACCUGCAGUCGGAGCUCUUGGAACUCGUUGCUCAAACCCUAGCGAAAACGGACCUCAGCAAUCUGCGCCAGGUCAGUCGAGAAUGCUAUGUCAAAACCGACCGGGUCUGGGCUUCCGCUCACUUCACCACUCUCAGACUCGUGCUUGGGUUUGACCAAAGUCUUCAACGAGGACUUGAAAUCAGCAGGAACCAUCAAUUCGGCCGCCUGGUACGGGACAUCAAGAUCCUCACCGAUAGAUUUGAUGGUGGAGAAGAUAUUGCUGAUGCCACAACGAUGCUGGAAGGACAGCAUAUCUGGAGAUUCUUUGAAGUACAAUAUAGCCAGAUAGAGAUGAAAAAGUAUGGCCGCGAUCUCUUAUUUCUCGGGACCAUCUUUUCAGGACUGGAGAAUGCUCGGACCAUGAGGAUCGCAACGGCUACAGUGAAAGACGCCGGAGAGGACGACGAGCCUCUGGUAGUUGGUUUCCCCCAUUGCCAUGCUCUGCUGGAUGUCCCGACGGGCUCUAGCUCUUACUCUCUCACGACGAUUUUUGAUGCGCUCUGUUUCAGUCAACUUAGAAUCAGCUGCCUACAAAUUGAUUCAAACGACAUGAUGCUCAACAUGAUUGGGUGUAUGAGCGAGCGUCAAUACGAACUGUGCCUCUCGGUGUUCGAGCAUCUCAAGAUUUUGAGCUUGAAGUUCGUAGUCGGCGUGGAGGAUCAUGUCAAUUGGUAUUUUGGUGUGGACGAACUACUUGGCGCGGCUUUGGAGAGUGUAAACAGACUGGAACAACUCACAGUGGACUUCAGGACCUAUCCUCGGGACGACGAACCAAGCGAGCUUUCGUAG
Lecanosticta acicola is the source of this 849-nucleotide messenger RNA. The record is from the annotation of a GenBank genome assembly. Lineage: Eukaryota; Fungi; Ascomycota; Dothideomycetes; Mycosphaerellales; Mycosphaerellaceae.